ACUCCACUUGGUAUCCCUCCGCUGGGGUCACCCCCGCCCCUCCGCGCUAGCAGGAACUAAAUUCCACUUCGGGUCACCCCGGGACCUGAUUGUAAAAAAUUCACAAAGCAGGGCUCCUCGUGACCCCUGGUCAAGGAAACCACCACACCAAGUUAAAACCCCCAGUGCCAACUCAAAAAGCGGGCUUCGCUUUAAACUGGGGCUGCGGCCCCCUGACCCCUGUCAAGCCCCGCCCCUUCCUGGUUGUCUUAGCGACGGCGGUGGCGUCCCAAGAUGGCGUCGUGGCUGCCGGAGACUCUGUUUGAAAUUGUAGGACAAGGCCCGGCGCCGAGCAAAGACUAUUACCAGUUGUUGGUCACUCGGACUCAGAUGAUCUUUAGAUGGUGGAAGAUUUCUCUGAGAAGCGAGUUUCGGGCAGCAAAACCUGGAGAGAUAAAGGAAACCCAUGAAGACUUCCUAGACAACUCUAAUCUUCAAGUACAAAUCGCCUUAGUAUUUGGUGCAAGAGUAUUAGACUAUGUCUUCAACCUGUGCCAAGGUAAAUUUGACUACCUGGAGCGGCUGUCGGACAAACUACUACUGAAGAUCAUCUGCUACCUGGACCUCGAGGACAUUGCCAGGCUCUCGCAGACAUCCAGCAGGUUUGCCAAGCUGUGCAAGUCUGACUCACUGUGGGAGCAGAUAGUUCAGUCGGCCUGUGACACCAUCACCCCUGACAUGAGGGCCCUGGCGAUGGAUGUGGGCUGGAGACAGGUCUUCUUCACCAACAAGAUCCAGCUGCAGAGGCAGAUCCGCAAGAAGCAGAGACACGGAAAGCACAAGGAGAAGCGUAUUUAGGGGCCACGGUGCUUCUCUUCAGGCCCGGAUCUUGUCCUAAUGAGAGCCAUUGCCGAUUCCAGGAAUCACCUGAAAAUCCCACUUUGAACACACAUACAAAUCCACCCAGUGCCUUGCUUGAGCAAACCACCCCUGUCCUGCUCAGGCCAACCCAUGGCCCACAUACCUAAGGCUACAAGACAGGAAGCCUCUCAGGCCACCACCUUCCCCACCCCCUGCUGCUCCUGAGGGAAAAGGCGCUUGUUGUGUAUGAACUAACAAUAAAGAGUUACUACCA
Molecule: messenger RNA, 1114 nt
Organism: Alexandromys fortis (reed vole)
Lineage: Eukaryota; Metazoa; Chordata; Mammalia; Rodentia; Cricetidae
Gene: Fbxo36
Product: F-box protein 36
Exons: 4
Coding region: 274-837 (187 amino acids)
Biological process (GO): SCF-dependent proteasomal ubiquitin-dependent protein catabolic process
Cellular component (GO): SCF ubiquitin ligase complex
Molecular function (GO): protein binding
Source: RefSeq, a predicted model, not a curated record